UUCGAUACUUCCUUCGAUUUCGAACCAAACUAGUUUCGAUAUUCCUCUCCAGUCAGACUAAAGAUUCAUUCACAGAGAUCUUCGAACGCCGAAUCGAACCCCUGAAGCUAACUUUCUGAAACUCUUUCGAUCUAUCGAUAAUGGACGUGUACUGCUCCGAUUGUAAGAAAAACACAGAGGUGGUGUUCGACCACUCUGCCGGCGACACCGUUUGUUCUGAAUGUGGCCUCGUUCUUGAAGCCCACUCCAUCGAUGAGACUUCCGAGUGGAGAACCUUCGCCAACGAGUCCGGAGACAACGAUCCUGUUCGUGUCGGUGGCCCUUCUAACCCUCUCCUCACCGAUGGUGGCCUUUCCACCGUCAUCUCCAAGCCUAACGGCGCUUCCGGUGACUUCCUCUCUUCUUCCCUCGGUCGUUGGCAGAAUCGAGGUUCGAAUCCUGAUCGAUCGCUUAUCCUCGCCUUCAAAACCAUCGCCACCAUGUCCGACAGGCUGGGCCUUGUGGCGACAAUUAAGGACCGGGCCAAUGAGAUAUACAAGAAGGUGGAAGAUCAAAAGUCUAUUAGAGGAAGAAAUCAGGAUGCAAUUUUGGCUGCUUGCCUGUAUAUUGCUUGUCGCCAAGAAGACAAACCUCGCACUGUAAAGGAAAUUUGCUCUGUUGCCAAUGGUGCCACAAAGAAGGAAAUUGGCCGGGCAAAAGAAUACAUUGUGAAACUACUGGAGGUAGAGAUGGGUCAAUCAAUGGAGAUGGGAACUAUUCAUGCGGGAGAUUUUCUGAGGCGUUUUUGCUCUCAUUUGGGCAUGACUAAUCAAGCAGUUAAAGCUGCCCAAGAAGCUGUUCAGAAGUCCGAAGAGCUGGACAUCAGGAGAAGCCCCAUCUCAGUGGCAGCAGCUGUUAUUUACAUGAUUACUCAACUCUCAGAUGAUAAGAAGCUUCUUAGAGAUAUUUCGCUUGCAACUGGAGUAGCGGAGGGCACCAUCAGGAAUUCCUAUAAAGAUCUUUAUCCCUUUGCUUCCAGGUUGAUACCAAACUGGUAUGCGAAGGAGGAGGACCUUAGGAACCUCUGCAGCCCUUAAAGUAGUCUGAGGAUGAUAUCAGCAAUACUAAUAAUAAUAUUGAUAGUAAUACAACACGUCAUCAUGUGUUUGGACUAUUCAUGUAGCUAAAUUUGGGAGUUAAAAUUACCUCA
This is a messenger RNA of Telopea speciosissima, 1189 nucleotides long. RefSeq names its product transcription initiation factor IIB-like. NCBI's taxonomy places the organism in Eukaryota, Viridiplantae, Streptophyta, Magnoliopsida, Proteales, Proteaceae. The coding region runs from base 141 to 1076 and encodes 311 amino acids. The transcript has 7 exons. Gene Ontology annotation, biological process: DNA-templated transcription initiation; transcription preinitiation complex assembly. The record is from RefSeq and is a predicted model, not a curated record. Gene Ontology annotation, cellular component: nucleus; transcription preinitiation complex. Gene Ontology annotation, molecular function: TBP-class protein binding.